CCCUGAAACAAACUUUUGCCGGUGUCCCUUCUGCGCCAACAUUCCAUCUACAUCUUCUGCCCAGUGUCGGCCUCUCUCACCCCACUUAGUCAUCUACAUAUCUACCUAGUUAUAAUAAAUCUCCCAACCCACACACAUUCUCCCUCCCACAAUCACCUACCCGCUCGCCCACACAGCAAAAAUGGCUUCCCAAGGCGCAGUGCAGUCUACCCACCCCUUCACAUGCAACACCUGCCAGGUCGCUUUCCGCUCGGGCGAACUGCAGCGUGCCCACAUGCAAACCGACUGGCAUCGCUACAAUCUCAAACGCCGUGUCGCCUCAUUGCCACCGCUGUCUUCCGAAGUCUUCACCGAGAAGGUGCUCGCUAACAAGGCCACUGCCGCCGCCACCGCCGCCAAAGCAUCAUUUGAGAAGUCUUGCCCGGCAUGCUCAAAAACCUACUACAGCGAGAAUGCCUACAACAACCAUCUGAACAGUCAAAAACACAAAAUCAACAUGGCCAAGUCUGGUAGGAGCCAUGGCGACGAUGCUGCAUCUGUGUCCGGCUCAGUCAUGAGUUCGGCGUUUUCCCUGGGCGAGUCCAUGGCCGAAUCGGAAGCCACGACCGAGAAGGACUUUUCUGAUGUCGUGGACGGCAUCAAAAAUACGAAACUGGACACCGAAGGUACCACUUCGCGCCGGCCCACACGGCCAAACAACUCUCAGUCCGAGAAAUCCGAAGACGACACCAGCUCGCAAGCAUCCACAAAACCUUCGACCGAUCCGCUUUUGGACUGCCUUUUCUGCAAUUACCGGUCGCCCAACUUCAACCUGAACAUCCACCACAUGACCCGCUUCCACGGCUUGUUCCUUCCCGAAAAGGACUUCCUUGUCGACUCUGAAGGCCUGUUCAAGUAUCUCCACAGCAAGGUCCACGAAGGUUUCCAGUGUCUGAAGUGUCAGAAGAUGCUGCACUCUGCCUCUGGCAUUCAAACCCAUAUGCGUGAUCUUGGCCACUGCACUAUCGCUUACGAAACGGAUGAGGAACUUGUCGAAAUUGGUGAUUUCUACGACUUCCGGAGUUCCUAUCCUGACGCUGCCGAAUUUGAUGCUAUGCAGGAAGAAGCAGAGAACUCGGAUGAGUCAACAUCGACUGCAGGUGGAGGCGUCAAGUUGGGGGCCGCUCGUAGAACAGUCACAACAACUGAGGAUGGUGGCGCAGAGGAGGACGAAGGCUGGGAAACAGACAGCACUGUCUCGAGCGUACCGACAGAUGAGAUCACUGCAAUCCCCAUCGAUCGCUCACACCGCCACAAGUCGCUGCACAAGUCUAGGCACCACGCUCACGGUGAUCCGCGCCCACACCGCAACGCAGACGGCUUCCACUCGCACGCGCACGCCACUCCUGUUGCAGUAUAUCACGACGAAUACGAGCUCCACCUACCUUCGGGACGAGUUGCAGGUCACCGCUCUUUACAGAAAUACUACCGCCAGAAUCUCCGCAACUACCCAGGUGUCGCCGAGCGUAUGGAAGCGCAAAACCGCCGUACCAUUACUGCCGGAUCGUCCGAUUCCGAUGCCGAUUCCGAGGACGAGGACGCCGAUCGCCCACACAACGACAAUGGUCGUGGUCGCCAACUGAUGACCCGAGCCAACGGUGGCAUGGGUAUGGUAGGCGUGAGCGACGCGAAGAAGGCCGAGAUCCGUGCCGUCGAAAAGCGCGAGCAGAAACGCGAGCAGCGUGCGAGGACCAAGUACCAAGCCGGCAACGAGAGACGUCACAACUUCCAGAAGCACUUCCGCGAUCCGUUGUUGCAGUGA
Molecule: messenger RNA, 1801 nt
Organism: Periconia digitata
Lineage: Eukaryota; Fungi; Ascomycota; Dothideomycetes; Pleosporales; Periconiaceae
Source: the annotation of a GenBank genome assembly